AUGAGGGAUAUCACAGAGGCAGAGCAACAAACUGUCAUUGUGAAGAAAGAGCUGCAGCGAGGGGAGAGUCAGGUGGAGAAGCAAGUGAAAGAAGCCCGCACUAAAUGCCGCUCCAUCGCCUCUUUGCUGACGGACGCCCCUAACCCCAACUCAAAAGGGGUGCUUAUGUUCAAGAAGCGUCGACAGAGAGCAAAAAAAAAGAAGAAGCUCAGCCUGUCCUUCAACUACCCCAACAACCCCCACAUCCAAUUCCAACUUUGCACUGGAUUUCUCGUCCAAUCAGACCCCUUUGUUUGGGUGUUCCAAUUCAACAGUUCAAAGCCCCACGUUGGAGGCUAUACCAGGUCUUGA
Knipowitschia caucasica is the source of this 351-nucleotide messenger RNA. NCBI's taxonomy places the organism in Eukaryota, Metazoa, Chordata, Actinopteri, Gobiiformes, Gobiidae. The record is from the annotation of a GenBank genome assembly.